Messenger RNA from Silurus meridionalis, 1464 nucleotides. It is a transcript of the gene sgf29, whose product is annotated as SAGA complex associated factor 29. The transcript has 10 exons. Gene Ontology annotation, cellular component: SAGA complex. The record is from RefSeq and is a predicted model, not a curated record. NCBI's taxonomy places the organism in Eukaryota, Metazoa, Chordata, Actinopteri, Siluriformes, Siluridae. The coding region runs from base 235 to 1116 and encodes 293 amino acids.
CAUUAAAAAUUAGGCCUGUAGGUAAAUGGUACACACCUGCCACUAAUUCAAGUGAUUCUGAUUAAAACCUGAUACAAGUCAGCUGCUGUUUUUGCAUUUGCUUGCAUUUUUGGGGUUGCAUUCCACUAAGAGUCAUGGGGCCGCAAAGAGUUGGAGAAAAAACUGCAAGGGGAAAAUGUUUUAUAGUCUGUUUAAAGAAGUGUAAACUUUUUGGCCAUAAUUCUAAAAGGCGCAAUGGCUUUAGUGUCCGCAGAUACCAAAAUUGCCGAGCUGCUGACUGAACUCCAUCAACUCAUCAAACAGACUCAGGAGGAGCGCUCUCGCAGUGAACACAACCUACUCAACAUUCAGAAGACACAUGAACGGAUGCAGACAGAAAACAAAACUUCUCCAUACUAUCGGACAAAGCUACGUGGAUUGUACACCACAGCAAAAGCAGAUGCAGAGGCUGAAUGCAGUAUAUUGCGCCAUGCUCUUGACAAGAUUGCCGAAAUUAAAUCACUACUGGAGGAGAGACGGAUUGCUGCAAGGAUGGCAGGGGUGUACAACGACAGCGACCCUCCCCGAAAGACCAUGCGCAGAGGUGUUCUGAUGACCCUGUUACAGCAAUCUGCAAUGACGCUUCCUUUAUGGAUCGGCAAACCGGGUGAAAGUCCACCUCCUCUGUGUGGCGCAAUCCCCGCGAGCAGUGACUAUGUGGCAAAGCAGGGUGAUAAAGUGGCAGCUCGGGUUAAGGCUGUGGACGGUGAUGAACAGUGGAUCCUGGCUGAAGUGGUCAGCUACAACCACUCCACCAACAAGUAUGAAGUGGACGAUAUCGAUGAGGAGGGGAAGGAGAGACACACACUAAGUCGAAGAAGAAUCAUUCCGCUGCCACAGUGGAAAGCCAACCCAGAGACAGACCCUGAGGCACUGUUCAGCAAAGAUCAGCUGGUGCUGGCCCUCUAUCCACAAACCACCUGCUUCUACAGAGCCCUGAUUCAUAACCCCCCACACCGGCCCCAGGAUGACUACUCAGUUCUGUUUGAAGACACGUCCUAUGCCGACGGCUACUCACCGCCUCUCAAUGUAGCCCAAAGAUAUGUAGUGGCCUGCAAAGAGAACAAGAAAAAGUGAGAAGCAGAAUGAAGACCAAGACCUGAUUUAGUGCUCUUUAAGUUAGUGGUGAAUCAGACUCCUGCUGUGUAUAAUAACUGUCACCAAAUGGAUUUGAGUACAGGACUGAAUCUAAAAAGACUGAAUAUGAACUCUGAUAAAAACCUACAUGGGAUGUCUAAAUUCGUGUUUAUAUUUGUACAUGACUCUUGACUUAUUACUGGUGUGAAUGAUGAAUUUGUAUAAUUUGGGUUGUGUGUAGAUUGUAUGUGUUUUUGUACAACAUUUCUGUCAGUGUAGCGCCAAAGAAAAAUGACUGCAGAGAUAAAAAAAGUGGAGAAAAAUAAAGGAAGAAAACUUUUUCCAAGA